CAGGCAGCCGAGCGGAAGCUCCUCGGCAGACGUCGACGCGAGGCUGUCGGGUCACAACAGUCUCAUCCCAGACGAUCACGUGAACGCGCACGCAGACAGCCGCACGCGCAUAUUGGUCAAGAAGAAGGAGGAGGUGAUAAUGUGACAGGAUGUGGUUUCCCUGAGCUUGUUCAACAUCUGCGCGCACUAAGCGGGGACUCGGAGAAUCUUCAGCCCGCUUGAGGACGCCCGCGUGCGGCCACGGAGGACAGCGAACCCAGGACCCGACACCGCCUCCAACGAGCCGGUCAUCCUUCUUCCACGCGUGGGAUGCUUUGCUCCGCGUGACGCGCGCUCGCACUCGACUUUGAUCCACAGCGAGAGGGUCAGCGGCACAUAGAGUGGCAUCAUGGGCUGCGGACUACGUAAAAUGAAGCCCACGUCGGGCGAGAAGUCACCGGGCAAGAUUUACUCCACGCUGAAGAGACCUCAGGUAGAGACCAAAGUGGGCGUGGCUUACACCUACCGCUACCUGGAUUUCCUCAUUGGGAAGGAUGGUGGAACGUCCACACUGCGUCUUUCCUCGGUGCGAGAGCUGCCAGAACAGUUACAGGAGCUUUACCAGCAGGGCUUCCACCUGGCGGCCAUUCACCCAUUCAUCCACCCCUGCGGCCCAGAGUCCAACAGCCCUCAACACCAACUCUACCGCGCCAUCUUGGUCCAGAUCAACGAUGGGGUGGACAGGAGGCAGGCGCCCUGCCCGCCGUGCAGGCUGCAGCUGGAGCAGUGUGUGCCCGCAGAGCAAGUGCCAACCACUGAACUCAUCCAGGGAUACGUCAAGAAGUGUCUUUCUUCCCAACAGCAGAUCCAAGACGCGGCCGACCAGGGCGUGACAUUCGUGGGCUUUGUGCAGGAACCCUACGGAGCACCCUGCACCAUGAUCCGAGAGCCGGACACCCCCUCGCUGUCACUCCACUCCAGCCCCAGCUCUGUACUCGGCUCUCUGGGCAGCCGAAGUCCCUCAAACCCCUGCAGCCCCGCCCGCCAAGGCGAUUCAGUAAAGGAGACAGACACGUGCAAGAACUCCGAAAAUCAAUCCGAGGCUCAGGGCGAAGUUUCGGCUGCCUCUUCACCGAUAUCUGAGGAGUUGACAGAGGAGGACUCGCAGUCUCAUAACAACAACAAGGAAGGUGCACCAGAGACAAGGCCGAGGACCAGAUACCUGCAGAGAUCUUACGGGGCUGAACUUCUGGCUUUGUACAACCACCCGGCGGUGCGCGAGGGCAACGCGGUGAAGUACUACACAGUCAAGGUGCCGCUGCGGGUGCACGCUAGCGUCAACGGCGCAGACGACGUCAGAGAAGUGGAGGCCAACUGGCUGGAUCACAUGACGCAGCACUUCAACAAUGGAGCCUCGCUGGUCGACGGACACUUUCACCUGGGAAAUUCUCACGAUUUGCUUCCCAAGUCGGUGGAAAGCAUCUUCGUGUUCCAGGAAGGCGGCGAAGGCGAGGCCAACACAACCUAUGACGCCAUCGUAGUGGAGCAAUGGACCGUCAUUGAUGGUUUGCAGGUCAAAGCGGAUUACGUUCCCCUGCUGCAGUCCCUGGCCACGUACGGCUGGAGACUCACCUGUGUGCUGCCGACGCCUGUCAUCAAGACCAAUAGUGAUGGCAGUCUGGCGACCAAACAGAUUGUGUUCCUGCAGAGACCAGUCUUAGGACGAAAGCGGAGGGAAUCCAAGAAACUCAUCUUCAAACCUCGCGGCAAGGCGAACAAGAAUGGCAUCAAAGACAAAGGAAAGAAGACUAAACCUAAACUAGAAAAAGAUGCCAAGAUUCCUGAUUACAGUGAAAAGCUUGGGAACAAGGAAGAUGAGGGGAGAACCGCAGAGAGCAAGAAAAUGCAUGAGGAAGAUGAAAAGAUUGACGAUGCAAGCGCAGUCAAAGUAGAAACCGUCCAAAAUAAAGAGGAAGCAGCUGAAGUAGAAGACGUGACAGAAAAGGAAAUGCCUGAAGUUGAUGAAGAGGGAUUGAAAGAGUCUUUCGAGAAGACUGACACCCAGGAAGUGACAGAUACAGCCACUGAAGAGACCGUGGUUGGGCAGGAGGUUGAAGCUUUAGUUGAAAAUGGUGUAGAAAUGGAUGAAGAUGAAAAUGAAGAUGAAGAAGACCACAAAAAAUGCAAGACUGAAGAAUCGGUAGUCCUAGAUGUGACCGCCAAGGAUACAGUAGCUGCUUCACAGGCUCCAACGAUGAAUGAAAUACCACAAGAGUAACUCAAAAUUGACAAAACUCUACCGCUAAAACCUCAAAAUCAAGACAGGGUUCACACUGACAUUGUUGGGACUUGUACCGUCACAAGCUGCAUUGACCUCUAAAACUGCCAUCUUUCAUCCACCGACUCUACUGUAUAACCACACAUUGUGAAUGUACCAUGUAUCCUUGGGGAGCCUGAGGCAACCAGAGCCAGAAGAUGCUUGGACUAGACUAAGAACUAGAACGCCCUCUGCCUUCAAAGGGACAGGGAGUGCUACAUGGACUAUGUACACAGAAAAGUGAUGUCAAUGCACAUGGAUUCUGCUUUGAAGUCUUGACAUUUUCUGCUUGUUUUUGGGCUCAGCCAAAAAGUUGAUGAAAAUAACAAAGAACACUGGUCAACCUCCGUCAUACUACUGACUGCUUAAAAACAGAAAGGACUGCUGAUUCGUUCAGUUCUGCAUGAUUGGAAGGCUAACACAGUGGGAGGGCUUUGUUUGCGACAGGCAAUCCAAAGUAGCGUCAAGAGAUCUUCGGAGCUGAUAUGAGGAUGACAGCUACGCUCACCUUGCAUACAGAAUGUUCGGAAAAAGCGGAUGGGAAAUUCAUAGGAAGUCAAUGUAGCUUUUAUCUUCAAAGAUGUAUUCCCUCUCAGUGUUCAUCUUGUUUCUGGCCGUCCAUUGAAAACAUUUGUCGGCUACACCUUUAGUUUUAGGUACCGGGAGUCGUAAUUUUAGUGGCUAUGUAACCCAAACUUGGCUCAAAGCUAGAACACGCUAUAGUUGAUCGGUGAAGGAAAACCAUGAUUACAACAAAUUUUGGAACCUUGAAUUAAAAAAUAAGAAAUUGCAAGAGCAGUAUGUAAAACAACUGUGGAUACUCUAGUAUUGUGCUGUAAAAGUUAAGAGGGAUUUUGCCCCUAAAUUUAGUAGAUUUUGACUUUUGUGGACGUUUGAUGUUAGAGAUCCUACUUUGAGUCUUUAUACACAGACAAUCUUGGUUUGCAUCAAAGUUAUGUUCCUCCAGUGGCCACUUAACCCCAGAUUGUUAAUUGCUAAUUAAACUCCAAGCCCUCCCAGUUCAAAAGGAUUACAGUGAUCCCUCACUAGUACCAUCCAUUGCGUUUUUUUUUUCUCAAUAAAAAAAUAAAAUAAAAUACAGAUGAGCUGUCCCGAGCCGAUUUUGUAGUCUCUCUCCCUGCUCUUUGUUGGUGGCAGUGCACUGGAGUUGCUUAUUAAAGUUAACGAGGAUUGACAUAUGUUUAAUGUUUGAUCUUGUCAGAGAAGCAAACUUCAAAAAGCCGCAUGCGUCAAUCAUCGGUUAACUUGUUAAACAGUUGCUGUGGCAACUCACUGUGUGCAAGUGAGCAGCUUGAGCAGAUUUCAGUGGACUCACUCAAUGAAGCAUUUAAUAAAUCCAAGCAUUUUUCUACUUUUUUCUUGUUGAAAAUUAUUCAGUGGGACAGUAACAUGUUCAAAACUUAUCAUUAUUACAUUUGAAGUGCUUAAAAACCAUUUAUUGAAAUUAGGGCUGUCAAAAUUAUCGCGUUAACGGGCGUUAAUUAAUUUUUUAAAUUAAUCACGUUAAAAUAUUUGACGCAAUUAACGCAGAUGCCCCGCUCAGACAGAUUUAAAUGACAGUACAGUGAAACGCUCACUUGUUAUGUAUUAUGGAGUUUUGCCGCCCUCUGCUGGCGCUUGGGUGAUUUUAUAGGCUUCAGCACCCAUGAGCAUUGUGUAAGUAAUUAUUGACAUCAACAAUGGCGGGCUACUAGUUUAUUUUUUGAUUGAAAAUUUUACAAAUUUUAUUAAAACGAAAACAUUAAGAGGGGUUUUAAUAUAAAAUUUAUAUAACUUGUACUAACAUUUUUCUUUUAGGAACUACAAGUCUUUCAUCCAUGGAUCGCUUUAACGAUGUUAAUAAUGUUAAUGCCAUCUUGUUGAUUUAUUGUUAUAAUAAAAAAAUACAGUCCUUAUGUACCGUAUGUUGAAUGUAUAUAUAUCCAUCUUGUGUCUUAUCUUUCCAUUCCAACAAUAAUUUACAGAAAAAUAUGGCAUAUUUUGUAGAUAGUUUGAAUUGCGAUUAAUUACGAUUAAUUAGUCUUUAAGCUGUAAUUAACUCGAUUAAAAAUUUUAAUUGUUUGACAGCCCUAAUUGAAAUAUAUAAUAGUUGGGUUUUUUUUUUUAUUCUUUGGGGGGGAAAAAAGUGAAAAACAUGUCUUCUAUAUGGCUCUUUCCAAUGCUAAAUCUGAAUAACUACAUUGAACACACCCCAAAAAAAAAAAUAAUAAUAAUAAUAAUAAUUAGGAGGGAGGGCGCUAAUUCACGGUUUUUCACUUAUCGUGGAAGGUUCUGGUCCCUAUUAACCGUGAAAAACGAGGGAUCACUGUAAAUGCCCAUUUCUGUCAAUGGCCGCAAAUGAGUUCAUGAAACAUGAAAGUUAUAAUUGCAGGAAAUAUUUCUAUGAAAAAUAUUUGCUGGCCAUAAAUUAAUGUUUCACCUUACCAUACUAUUUAACAUUUUCCAGCGAAUUUCUCUUCUCUGCAAUCCCGGAAAACUCACUUUUCUGUAAUAGUACAUUCAUGCUGUGAAUUUGCAAGUGUAUAAUUUGAGCUAACGAAAGUAGCUGCAAGGCACCCGCGGCGCGUUAAACAAAAUAUAAAUGAAUUGGCUCGUUUGAAAGUACUAGCAGUUUUGCCAUGGCUUUUACCUCCGGCUAUUUAAGCGCUCCUCAGCAGGCGUCGUUUAUAACAAUAAGCAAGUGGUGAGAUGGCGUUUAGUCGCGUUUUUCAGUGACAGGUGGGACGGCGGGUGGGUCGACAAGGUGAGAGGCGGCAACGUCCGGUACCGGAUCGCUCAUUAGGUUGCUAAUGGCUUUUGUCAGUAGGGCGUCUGUUAGGAAGCUUGCAUUCAUUACACAGGGGGAGGGUUGUCAUAAAGAUGUCCCCCCAGGUACCUUAGCAAGUAGCCUUCAGAUUCCACACAGUUCACUUUAAUGUGAACCGACUUUUUUUUUUCUUUGUGAUUGUUUUUCUGCCUAAAUGUAAUAAUAAGAUCCGAGCAAGACAAAUUGUUUGCUUUUCUAGUGUCCACCUGUUGCAAAAAUGUCUGGUGUUGUUUUUGUGUAGAAGCAAAAAUAUGUGAGACCAUCUUAGCCUUAAUUAGCCUAAUUGUCUUGAAACUGUUUCUUGUACAACAUUGGUUCUUGGAGGUUUUUACACGUUUUGAAGAGGUGUCUAAAAAUUCUCUCAGUCACAACACCUGCAAUGUUCUGGAAAUUCAACCCAUAGAGACAGUGUCACUUGGCAACAAGGAAUUAUGAGAGUAGAAGUGCAAAACAAAAACUGUCAAGAAAACCACGUCUGAAAUGAUUAAAAGUCUUAUUUAGCUACAAAUGAAUUUAUCAGUUCAUUUCCGGAAAGUGAUCAUUCCUGAAAGUGAUCGCACUUAGCAACAAUGAAUUUGGUUAAAAUAUGUAAAAUGAGUAGAACAAUACAUGAAAAAUCUCAAGAAACCAUCCGAGUAGACCUCCAAAACCAUUUCUAGAACCUAUGCUCAAAAAAGGCAAUUCUGCCAAUUUGGUUUAAAGUGCCUGUGACACAAAAAAACAUGUUUAUUUCAUAUUACAGUGCUAUUUUAUGCUCCUGAAUGAAAUGGACUGCUUGGAUGGGUGUAGAAGCGAUCGAUAUAUUCAAUUUUUUUGAUCCCGCGCUAUGAAAAUGAGAGAUUUCCAGCUACGGUCUCGGAUUGAGGAAGAACGCGAAUGAGACGUCAGCGGACUAACCAUUUUCACAAUACAGCUAUUACUAUCGUAUGCAGAAGGACUGCGGAUUUAGCUGAUUUUUCGGAUAAAUUCCUUUAUUUUUUGCGUCAUACCAGCCCAAUGUGCUGCAGGAUUUUGUUGCCACACUAGAGUGAUGUAAGGCUUUUUGGAUUUCCAAAAGAUCCUGUUCACCGCGAAUAAUGGGCAAAACAAGUCCGACAAUCAAGAGACCAUUGGACGGAUGACUAAGGCUAUGUUCAUACUACAUACAGGUCUUAAUGCACGAAUCCAAUUUUUUCGUGUUUUUCCAACUCGAGUGAGGCAUUAACUUGACGGUCUGAACGUGACAAGUCGCAUAGAACUGGACCAUUUCAAAUCCGAUCUGGGUCACUUUCGUAUGUGGUUCAAAUCCGAUCUGGGCCACAUUUUUCCAGACUGUCGCAGCGGUCUGUACUGUCCAGUCUCUAAAAUCGGAAUUCAUGCAGCAAUUACGUCAUCAAAAAGCGAGAGAGACGCCACGGUAGCGGUGCAGCUGUGCGUUAUUAGCACCUAGCUUGCCUUGAACACGGCUUUUUAGGAAGAGUCGGCCUUGACAACAGUCAUAAAAAAAUAAAAAUGGGUUGAGGAUAAGCCUGAGAUUGAUCGGUUUUCUGUCUGCUCCAUAUAAGCAAUAUUUCAACAUUGCUUACACGGCCGAGAGUCGGGGCAAACUGCGCGUAUGUGUGUAUGACAUGCACGGACAGUGCGUGCAUGCUAUCGAUCCAUAUACUUUGAAUAUGAGCCUAAACUGGGAUUAUUUAUGUCUGUUAUUUGUGUCCUCUUUUUAAAAAGCAAAAUAUGAUAUCCCUGGAAUGACAGAUGACAGCCAGCGUGUGUGGUCAUUUGUUUUGAUGCUUCUGCGCAUGCGGGUCAUCUUGCUCAGUGCGUGUCGGACUGCGAAUUAGUGCGCAUGCGUAAUACUUGAAUGGUCUCAAUGGACAAAGGCAGUCUGAACGGGCACGCCAAAAAAACAAGAUAUGACAAAAAAUCGGAUUCGUGCAUUAAGACCUGUAGUAUGAACGUAGCCUAAGUAAGCUACGCGUUUUAUGUUAUGUCAAACAGUGGGAUCAUGGUUAUGUCAAACAGUGGGAUCAUGGCAAACAUUUUAAUAAGGAAAUGGCUUGCAUUUUGUGGGUGACAAUGCUCUCUGUCCACUGAGAAGGACACACGACCGGCGACCUGACGCACACUAUAGUCGCCGGCCGAUAAAGGCCUGCCAGCGGAUAGAGCACUAUCCUCGGCUUGGGUCCGGGGAGCCCCCCGCUCUCGUCUCGGGUUCUUGAUUGUGUCAAGACUUCGACCCCCCUUGGCCCUCUUCACAUGCCCGCCUAGAGAGCACUAUACUCGGCUUAGGCCCAGGCAGCCAUGCGCGCCGAAGUCUAGUCGAAGCUGAGCACUGCCUGUCUGCCGGGGCCGCGGCAAAACGACGAGCCGAAACUUGCUUGCCUCCGGGGGCUGGCCGAUCGGUAAAGACAAUCACCCCUGCCGACGUGUGUGACAUGAGACAGGGUAGUUUUGUGUGAUUUUUUUAUUUUCGAAAGGCAAGGAAAAGAUUUGGAAAAGCCGCCCGGUUUGGGUUAGCAUGUUGCUUAGCUUUCACGCCUCCUGCUUUAUUUACGCUCUUUCCUCCGUCGCCAAAGCAGAGGCAGGGAAAUGACAAAAGCCGGACUAAGACCGGUGGCAUAAAAUUGCAUUGAAUUCUAAAUCAGCUGAAAUCGAUACUCUGCCGACAUCAUCACCCAGAUGGAGGCGCUAGAGCGCUGGAGUGACAGGCAAGGCUAAACGGCAGAUUAAAACACUCAUGUCUCGUCAUCUGCGGUUUGCCAAAUUGUUGUAUAUAGUCGAAUCGUCUCAAAAUAUUAUUUUAUUUCACAUAAUAAUGGUAUUUAAUAAGAUUUUUUUUAAUGGUUUCACAGGCACUUUAAAGUGGAAAAGUUAUCCUUGGACAAACCUGUUGGUUAACUGCAUGAUUAGAAAAUUUAGGAUCCCUUACAACAUAUUUAGUACCAAAAGUAGGCCCACAAAAAGUCGUAAGAACCUAUGCCUGAAAUGACAAGAAAAGUCCAUUUCAAAGACCAUUUCAGUUCAAAGCGGCUUUUUGAUAAGUCAACUUGGUCAUUUCCAAUUGUCCUUGAAACCAGGAAACUUUUUCUCGUAAUAAGUGGCCUGCCUGGCGUAUUGACCAACUAAUGCUGCAAGCCAUCUCCCGAGAGUCUCUUAGUUUGAAACCGAGGGUCCACACCCUGCCCUAAGGCAAAGUGUGAGGUUAUCCUUAAUGGCGGCCCGGGUUCAGGGGUCACAUUUGGCCUUGGGAUUGAUUUUUCCAGAGGAGAAGCACUCUAAUUGUGACCUGAGAUGUGACGUGUGAUUACAUUCUCUCACUGUCGUGGAGGUCUUCUGCCUGCUCUUGACUUAAAUUGACUUUUUUUUUCCAGGUUUUACAAUCAUUUUAUGCAAAUGACUGGGCUAAAAGAGGCUAGUGCUAAUUUUGUUUCCUUUCCCAAUUGUAUGGCGGUUCAUCAGGUUACAUAAAUUCCGGGAAACAAAUUCAUCGUCACUGCCAUAUUUUGAAUGUUAACAUCACGAUGUGACGUACAAGCAAUAGUUAAUACAUAUUGGAAGAAAAACCAUUUAUUUAGAAAAGCAAACAAGGAAUGCAUGUUCAGUAGAGGCCCCUCUGGAUUUUGGUCAAACAGUGGCGAUAUCAUUAUUUCAUAUAUUUAUUGCCCAUUUGAUUCCGUAUAAAUUAUGCUAAUGCUAAGAUGUUAACGCGUAGCUGUGCAUCGUUGACAGAACAAGGGUUAUGACUUUACACUGUUUUUGCUAAUGUUAAACCUGCCAAUCUACAACACCGUUGGCCUGCCUUCCCUCCAGUAAAAUCACCAGGGUCGCAUGAUAGCUGUUUAUUUGUCUUUACAUUCUAUUCGGACAGGCAUGAACAGUCGUAACCUUGACUAACGUUCCAGUCACAAGGCUAGCGGAACGUCAUCUUUUCCCGAUAAAAGACCUCUGAGACCAGUGCCACUCUUGGGAUCGUGGGUAAUUG
Molecule: messenger RNA, 9084 nt
Organism: Corythoichthys intestinalis (scribbled pipefish)
Lineage: Eukaryota; Metazoa; Chordata; Actinopteri; Syngnathiformes; Syngnathidae
Product: raftlin-like
Exons: 10
Coding region: 389-2257 (622 amino acids)
Source: RefSeq, a predicted model, not a curated record